CGUCGUUUCUGAGCUUGCGAUGAGGGUCCGCGGUCAUCUGCGAAGCUACCGUGAUCCGUGUUUUCAGUAAGGAACUCUGGCGACCUCUGUGAGAUCUGCAAAAUGGACCCAGUGGUCUUGAGUUACCAGGACAGUCUUUUGAGGCGCUCGGACGUGGCUCUUCUGGAGGGCCCAUACUGGCUUAAUGACCAGGUGAUUGGUUUUGCCUUCGAGUACUUUACCAUAGAGCGUUUCAAGGGCCUGAGCAAAGCAGCGUGUUUCAUCAGCCCUGAGGUCACACAGUUCAUCAAGUGCACCUCCAGCCAGGAGGAGUUGGCCCUCUUCUUGGAGCCCUUAAAUCUCCCAGCCUGCCGCUGGGUCUUCCUAGCCGUCAAUGACAACUCCCACCAGACAGCUGGAGGUACUCACUGGAGCCUGCUGCUGUAUCGACGGGACAGCGGCUGCUUCUCCCACUACGACUCGCAGAGCGGCAGCAACGCCUUGCAUGCCCGCCGCAUCGCCAGCAAGCUCGAGUCCUUUUUAGGGGCUGCGAAAAAGCCACUCUUUGUGGAGGAGCUGGCACCUGCCCAGCAGAACAGCUAUGACUGUGGCAUGUAUGUCAUCUGCAACACUGAGGCAUUGUGUGACAGCAUUGGGCAAGGGGUGGCCCCGCAGGCCCUCACUCAGAUCAUCACGCCAACGUACAUCACGCAGAAGAGGGCCGAAUGGCGUGGCCUGAUUCAGAGACUCUCCCGUCGGAAAGAGUAAUGUGUCAGCACCAGCCUCCGCUCAUUUUCACCAUCCUCACUUUCAAAGGAGCUAGCAUGAGCACUUAGACCAAGAUAGAUCACAAAACAUCCAUUUACUUCACAGUGGUGACCGCAGCAUUGUUUGCUCGCAGUCUUGCUAAUGAAGGAGUGAGGUGGGAAGGCUGGCUCUUUUUAGCAGAACUCAUGAAGAUGAAUUCAAGCCAGCAUCCAGAAGAGAUGUCAGAAACAGAAAAACUGAAUCUUUGGUCACUGUCCUCACCUUCAGUUCUACAGUGACAUUUUGUGCCAAAGCCAAGGACACCUGAAAGGGGAAAUUCAAUGUGCCUGUCAUUCAUCCACAUGUUCACAAUUUAUCUACAGAAUGUGUUUGACGGAAAUUGUAAUAACUUACAUUCUUUAUAGCCUAGCAAAGAACGAUAACGUACGCUAUUCAGACUUUCACUAGCAAAACUGGAUUUUCAAAGUUCUGCUUAAAAACUUAUUUAAUCUGUAAAGCAUUUAUAUUGAUAUGUUACAUGAGGCAUAUUGCUGAGAAUCCUAAGGAAAAGGAAGUAACAGCAGAAUUGCUCUCUGGCACUUUGGAGAGGGAACUCUCAAAUGGAGGUCAUAGCCGAGUAAGUUCACCAUGCCGGAAUGAGUUGAUAAAAUUGAAUUUCAAAGAUGUAUGACUUGUGGAGACUUUAUCUGCAUAAAACUAUUUAUUUUAUUACUGUGAAUUUUAUAUUAUUUUGUACAUUAAUGUAUGAAAAGCUCAAGAAUGUCAGAUCUGCCUGAAGAGUCAAUUAGCUUUUGAUUUAAAGUAGUUAUGACGAAAUGUCCGAUGUUGUCGUUCUGUGUUGCAAAGUGCCCUUUGAAAAAAGCAACCAUAACUGCUUGGAGACUUUGAAAAAAGGAGAUGGAGCACAGAACAACAACGAAUAACUGAAAAAUGAAGCGAUGAACAGUGUAAAACCUACUGUUUUGCUGCUGACUGCAGAAUUGCCAUUUUGUUUUUAGCCAACAUGUGGUGUAUGUUUACAAGUGUUUCUGCUCAGGGCUGCAUAUAAACAAUUAAACUGGAUUCUAG
Molecule: messenger RNA, 1815 nt
Organism: Scleropages formosus (Asian bonytongue)
Lineage: Eukaryota; Metazoa; Chordata; Actinopteri; Osteoglossiformes; Osteoglossidae
Gene: senp8
Product: SUMO peptidase family member, NEDD8 specific
Exons: 2
Coding region: 103-747 (214 amino acids)
Biological process (GO): proteolysis; protein deneddylation
Molecular function (GO): cysteine-type peptidase activity; deNEDDylase activity
Source: RefSeq, a predicted model, not a curated record